This is a messenger RNA of Oppiella nova, 1701 nucleotides long. The record is from the annotation of a GenBank genome assembly. NCBI's taxonomy places the organism in Eukaryota, Metazoa, Arthropoda, Arachnida, Sarcoptiformes, Oppiidae.
UUGUAUUAUCAGAUCCAUAGCUCUAAGCCGGAGAUGGCGUUAACGGUGACCCCAUGCGAGUCGACCAUCGCUUGGAAACUAUCAUAUUUGCCACAAAAAGGACCCAAAAAUAAAGAACGGAAACCCCGACUCCGGCGCCGAUAUAAGAGAAGACACAAUAAAUUUAUGGCCAAAAAUGUCUUAAAUAACGCCAAACCCUCGCUUUUAACCAACUAUACGGGGAACGGGAGGCACACGUACGCCGACGUAUCCACGGCCCCAGGCUUAUACAUAUUGGACUUCAACUCCAUGGGACGGGAUGUGAGCCUCAAAAUAUACGUCUCGGAGCACUACCCCUACCCUCUACUACCCAACUCGGCGGACAUACACGUGGACAGCAUCGGCGCCCACUCCGUCACCAUCUCAUGGCCGGCCAGCCCUUCCGAGACCAUCGCACCGGUCGACUACUGCGUCGCCAUCAGCACUGACCGCAAGUUUGCCGACAACUGUCUGAUGGACUCAUACCUCAAAGACGCCGAAGAGUCCUAUGAAUUGGAUUUACUGCCAUCGGAUGCCUCGACAUCAUUCACCUACUGGUGGGGCCGGACCGUCAAGAAUAUGCUCCGCCAGUCGCGACUGAAAUCCAUGGCCGACCAUAAAGUACGGGUCGAGUGUGUGGCCAAAAACCGGACUCAUCUGAUCCAUGGGUUAGACAAUCGCCGCAACACUCAGUACUUUGUGGACGUCUUCGCCAGAAAUACGGCCACAAACUCGACGUCUAUGUAUCGCACGGUUAACGUGACGCUCAUCAAUACGGAGCCCCUGGAUGUGGUGGACAGCCUACCACUCGCUGUCCAUUUAAAUCAAAGCAAUAAUUUUACGCAACGUUUGAAUUACAAGGUAUUGACGGACGGGUGGACAGCGCCGGCAAAGUUGUGGCUAUUUUUGCAGACCUGUUCCGGUGUGGGCACCGUUCGCAUGACUGCCAGCGCCGUUACCCUACCCGACCCCAACACCACACUCCCUGUCCAUACCUCUCGAGGUCAACACUUGAACCAAACGCUGUUUACGAGAAGUAUCUUCUCGUUGAAGACAAUGGAGAUUACAUUCAACGACCGAAAUGUGUAUCAAAACCAAAGUUUUAUAUCAUUUGAGUUGAGCUCGAGUUUAGGCACCGAUAGGUCGGCGGUGUUUAUGAUAAGCAAUCGACACAAUCGCUUCCCGUUCCCACUCCUACCCGAAGAUACCCGACUCAAAGUGAUGCAUACAUUAACGGACUGCCACUCCGUGACACUGGCCUGGAAUGCCAGCCCCGACGAUAAGGUCCAGUACUGUGUGUACGUACGUCCGGCACAUACUCAGCACAGCGCCGGUAGUAUCGCACCCAUGGAUAAUGUCUGCGCCGAUCAUCGCUUGACGGAAACCGAUGGUAGCGCUGAGAAUGAUAUCGAUGUCGAGGGCACCGGUAGUCUGCGAAAGGUGUUGUGUAAGAGAUAUCACAAGUCGUCGAAACGCAGGUUUAAUAAUAAGAUCAUUCAGUCGGUUAAGAGGCUGUCGUCGGGACAGACAUACGUUUUUCAAGUGUUGGUCACCAAAUACAAGGGACAGACACUGGCCUACGAGCAGGUGUGGGCCUCCACUAAACCCAAAUACCAGUGCCAUUAGAGUUCAUACAAAAGUUUUUUUAUAUAUCAUUAUCUCAUUGUAUAAAAUAUUUCUGCG